AAAAUGAAAAAGAUCUCUAUCUCCCAUCACUGUUUAAUCACUUUGAAUUUCCAGUCUCAAAUUUCGGUUUUGCCAUGAAUAAUGGCAGAUAGUUCCAGAAACUAAACAAUUUCAACCUUGCACGCAAACCCUUCUUCCCCAAUUCCACACUGAACAUUUUCAAACCCUAAAUUAUUUUAGCUGGAUUAACAAUUUCUUCAAAAUAUUACCCAAAACCAUGAUUGUUGUUUCACUAGCAUCAUCCACACCUAUAUUCACCUCCACCACCACCACCACCACCACCGCCGCCGCCGCCGCCGGAGGCGGUAGUUUUCCGCCCCAAUUUCCCCUUCUACCUCGCAAAAUUCCUUCACAGAAAAGGAGAAAACUUUUGAAUAAACCACUCCGCGUUGCUGCUCCACCAUCCAAUACCACCACCGCCAUUUCCGAAGAAGAUCAACAAAAAUCAAUCGACCCCGAAGAUUCCGACGAACAAUCUUCUUCGAAAUUCUCAUGGAGAGAUCACUGGUACCCCGUUUCCCUAAUAGAAGAUCUCGACCCGCUUUACCCGACUCCAUUUCAGCUCCUCAAUCGAGAUCUCGUUCUCUGGUUCGACAGACCGACUUCACAAUGGGUUGCCCUAGAUGAUAAAUGCCCCCACAGACUCGCCCCCUUAUCAGAAGGGAGAAUAGAUGAGAACGGGCACUUGCAGUGUUCGUAUCACGGGUGGUCUUUCGACGGAUCCGGGUCGUGUACACGGAUCCCUCAAGCAGCAUCAGCUGGGCCGGAGGCGCGUGCGGAUAACUCUCCUAGGGCGUGUGCAACUAGGUUUCCUACCAUGGUUUCUCAGGGUCUUCUCUUUGUUUGGCCAGAUGAGAAUGGCUGGGAAAGAGCUCAAGCAACUAGCCCUCCUAUGUUGCCGGAUGAUUUCGAUACGCCUGAAUUUUCGUCGGUGACGAUUCAACGUGAUCUGUAUUAUGGGUACGAUACUCUCAUGGAGAAUGUGUCUGAUCCUUCUCACAUUGAUUUCGCACACCACAAGGUUACUGGCAGAAGAGAUAGAGCGAAGCCCUUACCGUUUAAAAUGGAAUCAAAUGGCGCAUGGGGUUUUGCCGGUGCAAAUGAAGGCAGUCCUAAAAUCAGUGCUAAAUUUGUCGCACCGUGCUACUAUAUCAAUAAAAUCGAAAUUGACACGAAGCUUCCAGUUGUGGGUGAACAAAAAUGGGUGAUUUGGAUUUGUUCGUUCAAUGUUCCGAUGGCGCCUGGAAAAACACGCUCGAUCGUUUGUAGUGCUCGAAACUUCUUCCAGUUCAGUAUGCCUGGCCCUGCAUGGUGGCAGGUGGUUCCUCGAUGGAACGAGCAUUGGACUUCAAACAAAGUAUACGACGGAGAUAUGAUAGUACUACAAGGCCAAGAGAAAGUCUUCCUUUCACAGUCAACGGAAGGUUCCACAAACGUCAACGAGCAAUACACCAAAAUUACAUUUACGCCCACUCAAGCCGACCGCUUCGUAUUAGCAUUUAGGAACUGGCUGAGGCGCCACGGUAAUAACCAGCCUCAAUGGUUCGGUACCCCUGACCUGCAAACAUUACCCUCGACCAUAUUAUCCAAACGCCAGAUGUUGGAUAGAUUCGAGCAGCACACUCUGCAGUGUUCGUCGUGUAGGAAUGCGCAUAAGAAUUUCGAGACACUGCAGAAGUUUUUCAUCGGUGCAGCUGUUGUUUUCGCUGCGACAGCUGGCAUUCCUCCGGAUAUUCAGAUACGGGUAGUUAUUGGAGCUGGAGCAAUUUUAAGCGCUGGAAUGGCUUAUGCUGUUAGUGAACUCCAGAAGAACUUCGUGUUCGUAGAUUACAUACAUGCCGAUAUCGAUUAAUUUAUACAUACAUUAUUUCAUAUAUAUAGAUAUAUAUAUCACAAGUGUACUAGAUCUGUAGAUUGUAUAUCCAAGAAUCAUAACUUGAAUGGUAAUGUAUUUUUACAAUUUUUACCGAGUAAA
Erythranthe guttata (spotted monkey flower) is the source of this 1975-nucleotide messenger RNA. It is a transcript of the gene ACD1, whose product is annotated as Pheophorbide a oxygenase family protein with Rieske 2Fe-2S domain-containing protein. Lineage: Eukaryota; Viridiplantae; Streptophyta; Magnoliopsida; Lamiales; Phrymaceae. The record is from RefSeq and is a predicted model, not a curated record. Gene Ontology annotation, cellular component: chloroplast thylakoid; cytoplasm. Gene Ontology annotation, molecular function: pheophorbide a oxygenase activity; chlorophyllide a oxygenase activity; 2 iron, 2 sulfur cluster binding.